CCAUCGGCGCCACUCACACGCCGCGCGACCUCCCGACCACACGCGCCCUGUAGACCAGCAGACCUCGCUCCAGCAUCACGUCAGCAUAUGCCAUGUGCCAGUGAAGUCGUGCAGACAGUGUAUCUAUUGUGAAGUGACUGAACGUGAUGUGUGUCUAAUAUAAACCGCAGCCUCAACCGUUAUCAGAUAAAAUGGUGAGAGGGGCACCGUUAGUGCUAUCUUUAGCGCUGACAUGGCUUUGCGUGGCGCAUUCCAGCGUUCUUGUGCCCACAUAUGUUUUGCCGCCUGACUCGUUCGUGCGCGACCAACGCUCACUUGGUCCAGCGCCGGACUCAGAGACAGGAGAAUCACAAAGGACAAUAAAGCGACUUAUUGGUGGACAUAUGAAAAUAAAGACUGAGAAAGAACACGGAAGUCCGAAAAAUUCCAUAACCUUCACGGACAAAAGUGACAGUGUAAAGUUUAAUGGAGUGAUCGCGCCGGACCAGUCGGGCGGCAACGUUGGAUGGAACCAAGGUAUUUGGGACGAUGGAAUGCUCAUGUCAAGUGCUGGAGAAGGAAAAGAGACUAAAAAAAUCAAAGAAGACGAUGAGGAUAAAAAGACUUUAUCUGACCAAGUAGCUGAAGGGAAAUACGGCUUAAUUCAAAACGAGUUAUUUUCUAAAACUCCGAAACGUCCGGGUAUACUUAGUUACGAAACUAACACUGAAACGAGAUCUAAGGAUAAUUUACAAAACUUAGGUGGUCUCAAGAAAGAUGAAAUUUGGCUUGCAGAAGACAAUUUGCUCGUUAUUAAGGGUGGUUCAUUCCCGGAACGAACACAGGAGGCUGACCAAAAACUAUGGCCCCCAAUAGAUAACUACGAGGCGCCUAGAAGGCAAGUAAAAUUACCACAGAAACCUAAAAUACCCCCGCCCUUUCCAGUACGUCUUUCCGACGACGGACCGCUCAUCUUCCUUACUCCAAACGGUAGUGUCCCUGCGUCCUUUUUCCCUACCUACCCUUCGGGAGAAGGCGAAGGCCCUCUACCUCCACCGCCAUUCCUUUACCCAUCAGGAACGUUCGACUCCCCGGGUGAAAAUAAGAGAAACACUUCUUCCGGGGGACCGACGAUGUCAGAUCCUCCGUUCCCAUUCCUACCUGGGAAUGCGAGCGAAGGGACAUUCCCAUUCCCCCCAUCCAUGAACGGCUCUUUUCCAGAAGGCUUUCCUCCGGGCGCCGCAUUUCUACCACCACCGAGCAACCAAACCGAUCUGUACGACGAAGACGACCCUUCGAUAUACUAUCCGCCGCCAUACAAUUUUUCUUAUCGCACUGACUAUAAGAAUAACGUACCGGCUGGACCGUUGGUACCUGGAAUUAUACUACCGCCACCACCUGAUUUCUUUGCUCCUCUAGAAGAGAAAUCGACUACCGAAGAAAUCAAAACUACGUCAGUUCCGAUAACCCAUACAAGGCAAAAGACGACAAUGAGACGUCCAUCAACAUCGACAACAAAUAGAGGAAAAUAUAAGACAAGACCCACGAGCACGGAAUUACCAAAGACAACCGAAAUUCCAACAACAACAUCUGAGGCUACAACCACAGUCAAGCACAGAAAGCCACAACGUCUUAACUCUGUUUCACAUAGGAUACCUGUUCGAAUUCAUAAUCAACCAGAAGAAAUAAUUUCAAGGCCUAAAACUGAAAAGCCAGUACAUAAAUCAAGAACAAAGCUUACAUCAAAACCACUUUCGGUGUCUGUUAUUUACGACUAUCCAAAUCAAGUUUACGAUAACAGCCCCCCUGCAACCACACAGGAGCCUUACUCAAUCUAUAGCGUACCACAAAAAGUAGUUGACGAAGAAGGGAAUGACAUAACAUCGACAUCUGUCCCAAUCAGAUCGUAUUAUUCGAACAUACAAAACGAUGAGAUUCCUACUACUAAACUUCAACCUGUAUAUAACAGGAAACCACAAGAAAACGCUAUUGCAUCAUUUUACUUCUUUGAUGAGCAACCGAAAACAUCUAAAUCCCCAGAUACAUAUUAUGAUGGACGGAACUACUACGACACUGUGCAAGUUCAAUCACCUCCGAAAACUAAACAAAAUAAUCAACAUAACCAAUACGAGCCAGCAAUUGAAAUACCUUAUAGCAAUCUUAAUCAGGCCAACUCACUGUUCUUAUUUCCGCAAAAGAAUGGCCCACGAACGCUUACUCAAGAAUACUUCAGCAUACAGAACCCACGAUCCCAACCGGUUUACACAAAACAAGCAAAACCAAGACCUCAACUUUUCUAUCAACAGAUUGCUGAUAUACAACAAACUAUAGACUUUUUCACUACAAAACGUCCACCAGCAUAUUCACACAGACCGUAUACCAACAAACAGAACCGCCAGCCAGUAACAACAAGACCAGUUUAUCAAUUUAGCUAUGAGACGCAGCCAAGGCCAGAAAAACUAGUAUUCCGGGCGCCUAAAUUAGACCCGGAACCAUUCAGACCCAUGGUUAGUUACAGCAAACCUUUGGAUCUCGGAAACGAUUUCAACGCAAUAACUCCAUCUGUAUCAACUGGAUACCAUCAACAAUAUUUGGUUGAAAAUGUUCAAGUGAGCACUGAAAGUCCAACAUCUUCAAGACACUAUCCAAAAAGCAAACCUAGAGAGCAAGAUUAUGAAGAUUUGCCCAUUAAAAAUACAUCUCCUGCUACUCACAGAAACGAAAUACCUCAACAGACAGGUAAACCACGAGUAAACAAACACCCAAGUACAACACCGAAUCCUAUCAGUAGCGGAUACUACACAAAGCAAGAUGAGCGUUACAUUGACGACUUUACAAAGAAUUCUUUCGAUAUAUUCGGACAGAAACUCGAGGAUAAUGCACGAGAUGUGAAUGGCUAUGCGGUAACACCACCACUCGAAACUGUUAAGACGCCUGUUGACAAUGGAAUUAAUCUUCAGUAUGAGUAUGAAAUUGUCGAAUCUCAAAGUCCAACUCCACCAUCAUUACAUGGAGAUACAGUGGUAAAUGACAGACUACCUCGUCCUCCCGUUAAUCCAGACAGUGAGCCUGUACACCCAGGGCAUGCUAACGCACAAAUUAUCGAACAAAGACCUCCAUCAUUAGAAGGCGAUACGUUAGUCAACGACAGGUUUCCAAGACCACAAAUCAACCCAGAUAGCGAAUUUAUUCCAAUACCAAAUCCGAACUAUGGAAGACAGCCGCAACAAUAUAGACAAUUAGUACCAGAGCCUCAGUAUUAUGCUGGUGAACAGUAUGACCUGAAUAGGCCAUCGCUAGUUGGAGACACAGAUGUGAAUUACAGGAGGCCACUUCCUGCAGAAAAUCCGGACGCAGAAUGGAUAGGUGCCGUGAACUCUGCAGGCGAAGGAAGGCCAGGAUCUUUAGUCAGAUACAGACUACCUGGUGAGGGAGGGCAUGUGUACUUCUUGACCCCACAAGCUGCUCAAGCAGUUCGUGAGAGGUACAGAGCUCCGGCGUACGGGCGGUGAAACCAAAGCUCUAGUCUGAAUUCAAAACCGUGACGUGAUGUAUAUACAAAGCGCAAUUGUGAUUUUAUAAGUGUCCUAAGUAGUAUAAGUUUGAAGUGACUGGCGGAUUUUCCGCAUUGCCAUAUAUGUAACUUGUUUAGUGAUUCACAGACUUCGGUGCAAGUUGACAGAACUCUAGAUAAUAAUAAAAACUAAUUUAUUAAAUUAUUGUUAGGUUUGUGGUGUAAAUGUAGAACUAGUUAUUUAUUUAUGUUUGUCAGUUUUUCUGAUAAACUUUAUGUGAAAUGUUAUAUGAUGGUUUGUAUGAAUGUUACUUUUGUUAUAACAUAGUUCUUUGUAAAUAAUAAGAUCUGACUGUUAUUGUAAUUUUGUUUUGAUAUCCGUGGCAACAUAUGCCACGCAGUAAACAUGACUUUGUGAAAUAAAAUAUUAAACAAAUUUAAUUAAAA
Molecule: messenger RNA, 3940 nt
Organism: Leptidea sinapis
Lineage: Eukaryota; Metazoa; Arthropoda; Insecta; Lepidoptera; Pieridae
Exons: 2
Coding region: 192-3491 (1099 amino acids)
Source: RefSeq, a predicted model, not a curated record